Molecule: messenger RNA, 372 nt
Organism: Centruroides sculpturatus (bark scorpion)
Lineage: Eukaryota; Metazoa; Arthropoda; Arachnida; Scorpiones; Buthidae
Product: zinc finger protein 25-like
Exons: 3
Coding region: 1-372 (123 amino acids)
Biological process (GO): regulation of transcription by RNA polymerase II
Cellular component (GO): nucleus
Molecular function (GO): RNA polymerase II cis-regulatory region sequence-specific DNA binding; DNA-binding transcription factor activity, RNA polymerase II-specific
Source: RefSeq, a predicted model, not a curated record
AUGGAUAGAGUAACUGGUCCUUAUUCAGGCAAUACAGAUGUGGAGAAAACCUGGAAAACUCCACAUGGCCAGCCGUCCAUCAAGAGGCAUCGCAAGGUACAUGCUGAUGAUAAACCUCACCGGUGCGAUCAGUGUGAUGCAUCGUUCAAUUUGGAAUCAAAUCUACUUCUUCAUCAAGCAACUCAUUGUACCUCUGAUCCUGUUUGUCCAGAAUGUGGAAAGAAAUUUUCCAGAGUUGCCAGCUUAAAGGCUCAUGUAAUGUUACACGAGAAGGAAGAGAACUUAGAAUGUCCUGAAUGUGGAGAUGAAUUUAGUACACAGCCACACUUAGAUAAGCAUAUGCAAGUACACUGUGAUGAAAUGACAGUAUAA